AUGGCUUCUGCACAGAAGAAGCAGCAGACGAUAUCUUCCUUCUUCAAAAGACCUCCCUCAACUCCCACACCUAAAGAUCGUCCGCAAAUCGCCACAGAAGAGGAUGAUGAAGAUGAUGGGCUGGUACUGCCAAUACCGAAGAGACGCCGCAUCACACCUGCCGGAGAGGAUAACGACAAGACGGGACAUAUCGAAGAGGUGGAAGACGAACCUGCUAUACCGCUGAGACCUGUUGUUGCCAAUGGACAAACUCUCGGCACCACUGAUUCCCCAGCAUCCAACAGGACAGCGAAAUACGUCUAUUCUUCGUCCCUUCAGCAGGAAAACCAGGAUUCAGAGGAAGUUAGCGGUGCGGAAAAAAGACGAAGAGAUGAGCUACACCGGAGAUUUGUGAAGAAGUUGGGAAGGCCAGACAGCAUCGCCGAAAUCAAGCGGCGAAACAGGCUGCUCGAAGAUGAAACAGCAGACCAGGAAAAUGAAGAUGGAGAGGAUGAGCCUGUGGAUGAGGCACCGAAAUCGACUUCUCGAACCAAGAAAGGUGGCAACAAGUUGACGCCGAUGGAAAAACAAGUCAUAGAGAUCAAGAGAGCGCACAUGGACACCUUGCUUGUGGUCGAAGUAGGUUACAAGUUCCGUUUCUUUGGCGAAGACGCCAGAAUUGCGGCCAAAGAACUCAGCAUCGUUUGUAUACCGGGGAAAUAUCGAUACGAUGAACAUCCAUCAGAGGCACACCUGGAUCGUUUUGCCUCUGCAAGUAUCCCAGUUCAUCGACUGCAUGUGCAUGUCAAGAGGUUAGUUGCUGCCGGUCACAAAGUUGGUGUUGUCCGACAACUUGAGACUGCAGCAUUGAAAGCCGCUGGCGACAACAGAAAUGCACCUUUCGUGAGGAAGCUCACGAAUCUGUACACAAAGGGCACUUAUAUCGACGACAUCGAAGGUAUCGAAGAGGAUAGUCGAGGAAGUCCUGCCCCACAGUCUGCGUCGACCGGAUUUCUACUUUGCAUGACAGAAGUCAACGUCAAAGGCUUUGGUAACGACGAAAAAGUCCACGUCGGCCUGGUAGCAGUCCAACCUGCCACAGGCGAUGUUGUUUACGAUGAUUUUGAGGACGGUUUCAUGCGGAGCGAAAUCGAGACGAGGCUGCUUCACAUUGCCCCCUGUGAGUUCCUCAUCGUGGGUGAGCUCUCAAAAGCGACUGAGAAGCUUGUUGUCCAUCUUUCCGGCAGCAAGACCAAUGUUUUCGGCGACAAGAUUCGGGUUGAGCGAGUCGCGAAGCAGAAGACAAUGGCAGCUCAAGCACACAGCCACAUAUCAACCUUUUAUGCGGAAAGGCUCAAAGACUCCCGAUCAGAUACAGACAAGGCGGUGAAAAUCUUUGAUAAAAUCAUGGGUCUGCCGGAAAACGUGUCCGUCUGCCUCUCUGCAAUGAUCACACACUUAUCUGAAUAUGGUCUCGAGCAUGUCUUCCAGCUGGCCAAGUAUUUCCAGCCGUUUUCCGCUCGAUCACACAUGCUGCUCAAUGGCAACACCCUGACGAGUCUCGAGAUCUACUUGAAUCAGACAGACCAUUCCACGAAAGGUAGUCUGUACUGGAUGAUGGAUCGGACGCAGACCAAAUUCGGCGGCAGGCUGCUACGGAAGUGGGUCGGACGGCCGUUGCUAGAUGUACAAAGCAUUGAAGAUCGACUCAACGCUGUGGAAGAGCUACUGAAUCCUGACAAAGUCGCGCAGGCGGAAAAAUUGAGACGUGUCUUGUCGAAGAUUAGAACCGACUUGGAGAAGAGCCUUAUUCGGAUUUACUACGGCAAGUGUACACGACCAGAGUUAUUGAACGUUCUUCAGUCACUACAGAUGUUGGCAACUGAAUUCGCGUAUGUGACAGACGCAGCAUCUACUGGCUUCGCCUCGGAUUUGAUCUCUUCUGCAAUGGUCUCUCUCCCCGUCAUCUUGACAGAGGUUGUGGGAUAUCUGGACAAGAUCAAUCUUCAAGCUGCCAAGUCAGACGACAAGUACGCCUUCUUCCAGGACGCUUCAGAGACAGAGGCCAUCUCGGAACACAAAUUCGGCAUCGCGGGCGUUGAGCAUGACCUUGACCAAUUCCGAUCAACUGCCGCCGAGAAGUUGGGCAAGAAAAAGCCAGUCGACUACGUGGCUGUGGCAGGCAUCGAUUAUCUGAUCGAGGUUGAAAACAACUCUCCCACGAUCAAGAAAGUGCCAGCAUCCUGGGCAAAGAUUUCGGGCACCAAGAAGGUGUCUCGGUUUCAUCCGCCAGAAAUCGUCAAGCUUCUGCGAGAGAGGGACCAGCACAAGGAGUCUCUUGCGGCUGCUUGUGAUGAAGCUUUCAGGAAUCUGCUAGCCGACAUCAGCACAAAGUAUCAGCUUUUCCGCGACACAAUCCAAAGUCUGGCAACCUUGGACUGCCUACUGUCUUUGGCAAAUAUCGCAUCCCAGCCAGGCUACGUACGUCCCAGCUUCACACCUGACACCCGAAUCGAAGUACAAGGCGCCCGCCAUCCUAUGGUUGAGCAACUCCUCAUGGAUUCUUAUGUGCCCAAUGACAUCUCCAUCUCCCAAGACUCGACACGGGCUCUCUUAGUGACAGGGCCCAAUAUGGGCGGCAAGUCUUCCUAUGUCCGUUCUGUAGCCCUCAUUGCCAUCAUGGCACAAAUCGGCUCUUUCGUUCCGGCCACGUCCGCCACACUGGGUAUUCUAGACGCGGUCUUCACCCGCAUGGGGGCUUUUGACAACAUGAUGUCCGGUGAAUCAACCUUCAUGGUCGAACUCAGCGAAACAAGUGACAUUCUGAAACUCGCCACCGACCGCAGUCUGGUAGUGCUGGAUGAACUGGGCAGAGGAACGAGCACGCAUGACGGUGUCGCAAUUGCCGCGUCCGUGCUUGAUUACCUCGUAAGAGAGCGGAAGUGUUUGACACUGUUUAUCACCCAUUACCAGAUGCUGGCCCGCAUGGCGGAUGGGUUUUCGAACGGAGAACUCAAAAACGUCCACAUGCGUUUCACCGAGACGAAUGACGAAAACAUCACCUUUCUCUACGAAGUAGGUGAAGGUGUGGCGCACCGCAGCUACGGUCUGAACGUGGCAAGGCUGGCGAAUUUGGGCGAGAGUGUGAUUGAUGUCGCGCGACAGAAAAGUCGGGAGCUAGAAGAGGCAACGAGACACCGACAAUUAGGGGGACUUGCCAGGGCGUUGGUGCAAGGAUCAAGGGACAGCGGGCACAAAAGGCAAGUGGAAGGUGGGAGCCUGGAUGCGUUGGUGGAGGGCAUUGAGACGCUUUGA
Molecule: messenger RNA, 3294 nt
Organism: Fonsecaea nubica
Lineage: Eukaryota; Fungi; Ascomycota; Eurotiomycetes; Chaetothyriales; Herpotrichiellaceae
Exons: 1
Coding region: 1-3294 (1097 amino acids)
Biological process (GO): mitotic recombination; mismatch repair
Cellular component (GO): nucleus
Molecular function (GO): mismatched DNA binding; ATP binding; ATP-dependent DNA damage sensor activity
Source: RefSeq, a predicted model, not a curated record